This is a messenger RNA of Penicillium waksmanii, 1680 nucleotides long. RefSeq names its product putative AIF-like mitochondrial oxidoreductase (Nfrl) (gene nfr1). Gene Ontology annotation, molecular function: flavin adenine dinucleotide binding; 2 iron, 2 sulfur cluster binding; oxidoreductase activity, acting on NAD(P)H. Gene Ontology annotation, cellular component: cytoplasm. The record is from RefSeq and is a predicted model, not a curated record. The transcript has 3 exons. The coding region runs from base 1 to 1680 and encodes 559 amino acids. Lineage: Eukaryota; Fungi; Ascomycota; Eurotiomycetes; Eurotiales; Aspergillaceae.
AUGACAUACCUAAAACUCAAAAUCCCCUCUCUCGACAACAUUCACGACAAACUCGAAGUCGACGUCGAAGGAAUAGAAGAUGGUAAAGUCCUCCUCGUCAAAUCUGAGAAUGGCACUGUCCACGCUCUGAGUCCACGGUGCACGCAUUAUGGGGCUCCGCUGAAGGGUGGGGUUCUUGAGGGUGAGAGACUUACUUCCUGCUUCAACAUCACAACCGGUGACGUCGAAGACGCACCAGCCCUAAACGCCCUGAAAAAAUACGAGAUCAUCGAAAAAGCCGAUGGUAUCUACAUCCAAGCCGAAGAAGCAGAUAUCAAAUCCGGACAUCGAAAUCCCGUCUCGAAAUGCACCGUCUCUACGGAUGAGAGGGUUCUUGUUAUUGGAGGAGGAAGCGGCACAAUAGGCCUUAUCCAAGCCCUCCGCGAAAACAAAUACCGCGGCAAAAUAACAAUUCUAACAAAAGAACCAACAGCCCAAAUGAUCGACCGACCAAAACUCUCAAAAGCCCUCAUCGCAGAUCCAUCAAAGAUCCUCCUCCGGCCAAAAGAAUGGUACCAAGAUGCCGGCAUCGAGAUCCUGUCUCAGGAAGUUACGUCCGUCAACUUUGGCGAGAAAAUCGUCUCCACGGCAUCUGGGGAGAAACAUGCCUAUACUAAACUCGUUCUUGCGACGGGUGGUGUUCCGCGAAGAUUGCCACUACCGGGUUUCAAGGACGAAGCGAAGACUCGGAACGUAUAUACGCUUCGCAAUGUUGAUGAUGUUCAAUCUAUCCUAGAUGGAAUCGCCAGCAUCAACACCAGCACCAACAGCAGCAACGACGGAAAAAAGCAAAUUGUCGUUAUAGGAUCAUCCUUCAUCGGCAUGGAGGUAGGAAACGCCAUCGCGUCACAAGAUCCCCAAAACCACGCCGUAACGAUAAUCGGCAUGGAAUCAGCACCAAUGGAACGCGUCAUGGGCGCGGAAGUAGGACGCAUUUUUCAGAAAAAUCUGGAGAAAUCGGGCAUCCGGUUUAUACUUGGUGCUUCUGUUGAAAAGGCCAGCUCUGACUCCACCUCCAACAAUGUUUCUGCAGUCCAUCUCAAAGACGGAUCCGUGAUUCCCGCAGAUAUCGUCAUUCUAGGCGUUGGCGUGCGUCCUGCGACGGAUUACUUGAAGGGUAAUGAGGCAAUUCAGCUUGAAGGUGAUGGGUCUGUUCGGACGGAUGAGAAUUUUGCUGUUCAAGGCCUGGAUUCGGGUUCGACUGGUCCUCACACCGACGUCUUUGCUAUCGGUGAUAUAGCUACAUUCCCUUACACCGGCCCUGGUGGAAACGGAUCACACACGCGCAUUGAACACUGGAACGUAGCGCAGAAUGCGGGGCGGAGUGCUGCUCGUGCGAUUUUGCACUCUGGCGCUGCUGGCAAACUCAAGCCAAAGAAGUUUAUACCGAUUUUCUGGUCUGCGCUCGGAGCGCAGAUGCGGUAUGCUGGUAAUACGGUGAAUGGGUAUGAUGAUAUCUUUAUCUCUGGAGAACCGGAGAAUGGAAAGUUCGUGGCGUAUUAUUUUAAGGGGGAGACUGUUGUUGCGGUUGCUACUAUGGGAGUUGAUCCGGUUAUGUCUAAGGUUGCGGCGCUUAUGAGGGUUGGUAGGAUGAUUGGGAAGAAGGAUGUUAUUGCUGGGGUGGAUGUUUUGGGAGUUUGA